Messenger RNA from Quercus robur (English oak), 532 nucleotides. Its product is annotated as protein VASCULATURE COMPLEXITY AND CONNECTIVITY-like. The record is from RefSeq and is a predicted model, not a curated record. The transcript has 2 exons. NCBI's taxonomy places the organism in Eukaryota, Viridiplantae, Streptophyta, Magnoliopsida, Fagales, Fagaceae. Bases 32 to 427 code for a protein of 131 amino acids.
UACCCUUAAGAGGCUACGAACAUUUGAGUGUAUGGAAUCGAGACGUGAAGCAUUUAAGCUUGGAGUAGCUUCAGCUGUACUUCUAGCUCUAGCACACGUUACAUCUAACUUGCUUAGCGGGUGUAUUUGCACUAGUUCCAUGGAAGAGCUGGAAAGAUCAGCUGCUAACCGGAAAAUAUGGUUUGCAUGUCUUAUUUCCUCAUGGAUUAUAGUGGCCAUUGGUCUUCCUACGCUGAUUAUGGGCAUAUUAGAAGAUUUCACAUCAAGAGGUUCAUGCCAACUCUUACACCUUCAUUUUCAGUCCAUUGGUGGGAUAUCAUGCUUCAUACGUGGUCUGUUAUGCAUAGCAUUAUAUCUUUCUGCGACUUUCAACUUUGGAAUUAAUGAAAGCUCUACUACCUCUUCGGGACAUGAAGUACUUCCUUGAUGGUUAGCAAAAAAAAAAUGAAGUACUUCCUUGACUGUCAUUUUCUUCUCUCUCUUUUUGUAUAUGGGUUUUUCUUUGAGAAAUGACAAUUCAUAUCUCUUUCUC